AUGGAAUAUAAAGAGCAAAUUCUUUUUGAAUUAAUAAACAAAACAAGAAAUUACAAAGUAUUGGAAAUAGAUAAGUCUACUUCAAAUAAAAUAAAUGUCGAAUAUGAUGUUAUGGUAUAUUCUGGUAUUUCUAUUGACAAACAUAUAUUAAAAUUGAAACCAGAUAUCUUUAAAAUCGACAUAAGUAAGUUAGAAUAUUUAAAGAAAUCUGUUAUUAAUGUCUGUAAAGAAAACGGUAUAUUUAUAGAGUUGGUAAUUUUAGAUAAAAUAAAUUCAGAUGAGGUCAAAAUUAACUGGUUGAAAGCUCUAAGAAAAAUAGUUAAAUUUGGUGGAUUGUCUAAUCUGUUAAUUACAUUUGAAAGUUCAUUAAAUAAUUAUAAAACACAGAAUGACAUCAUAGAUAUGCUUAAAGAUUUUAAAGUGAAAAACACAACAAAAUUAUUUGCAAACUAUUUUAAAUGUUAUAGAAAAAUAGCUCUUAAAAGAUUUGGAUAUAGAAAUUGCUUAGUUGCAUUUAACCUUUUAAAAAAAGAUGUUAUCUCGCCUCUUAAAGAAGAUUUUAUACUCAACUUUAAUAAACUUUUAUAA
Messenger RNA from Hepatospora eriocheir, 588 nucleotides. Lineage: Eukaryota; Fungi; Microsporidia; Hepatosporidae. The record is from the annotation of a GenBank genome assembly.